UCACAUACACCUGGUUCACCGGUACACCAUCGAUGCUGCCGGUAUCCCAAGGUUGGCCUCCGCCCUCGGGAAAGAGAACUGCACGAUAGCAACGAGCACCAUAAUCAUUGUUUAGCCACCUCAAAUCAGGAAUCCAUUCACUACUACGUGGCUGCAAUCUAACAGGUUGCAAUUGGAAGCCGAUAGCUUACGCACCAGUGUCGUGCAAUUCGAGUUCGUAGAAGCGUUGGGCCUUGGUUUUCUUGGUGGCUGGUACUACGCGUUCAUGACAGGCCUGCACGGUUGUACGAAGCGAGCGCAGCGACGAAUCCCGCUGGCAAGCGAGCGCCCCAGGCGGAGCGGGGGUGAACGCAAUACGCGUUAUUCCUGAGGCGAUCGACGCCGCCGCAGCGGCGGAGGCAGCAGCUCCUGUCGGUGGCAUCAGCGAGAAUCUCGUCGAGAUUGCUGCGCAGAAGAUGUCGCAGAUGAUAUGAGCGAUUUCAUAGUAUACUACAAAUAAUACUAUGGAAUUGGUGCUUGGUGCUGGUGCGUGUUUUUGCACUAGCCAAAGAGCAAUCAAGAUCUCACUCGUCGCGUGGCCAUCGACGUACCCGGCCACAACGAGAAGAGCAAGCUAGCAAGCGCGUCACUCUCCCAUCUAUCCGUGCAAUGAGUUUCCGUCGCGAAUCCGUGGACUCCUCGGCCGCCGCCUUCCAAGCCAGGCACAAGUCUGCCCCUUUCACCGACAAGCACCCGAAGGGCUUCGGCGAGAUGGUGCUGGUUGAGGGCGUCAGCAUCGAGAAAACGUAUCUCCUUCCCGUGCCGAACCUCCGCGAAUGGCUUCCUGAGCAGGACCACCAAAUCUGCAACCGCCGCAAGCUCGACACCCAGGCCGAUGACUCGGUGGAGCGUAAGAGCACGUACAACAAGAUCAUGGGCGAGACUGACGUGAUCCUGGGCGACAUCCGCCGCAAUGACUCACAGGAGGCCGUCUCGCGUGCCUACGUGCGCGCUGGUCCGCGUGAAAACACGUACUUCGACCCCGCCAAGGUCAAGGCUGCUAUUGUGACCUGCGGCGGUUUGUGCCCUGGCCUCAACAACGUCGUGCGUGACGUCACCCUCGCUUUGUGGAACCUGUACGGCGUGCGCGAGAUUUAUGGCAUCCGCAUGGGCUUCGGCGGCUUCUACAACUGGACCUCAAUGGACCAAAAAGAGGCUCCCAUUAUGCUGACCCCCAAGAGCGUCGCUAGCAUCCACCACCACGGCGGUACCAUCCUUGGUUCCAACCGUGGCGGCUUCGACCAGGACAAGAUUAUUGACUUCAUGACCACGCACGGCGUCUCGCAGCUGUACGUGAUUGGCGGUGAUGGCACUCACCGUGCUGCCAACAAAAUCUCGGAGGAAUGCCGUCGUCGCAAGCUGGCUAUCGCUGUCGCCGGUGUGCCCAAGACCAUCGAUAACGAUGUGGAUCUUCUGGACCGCAGCUUCGGUUUCAACACGGCUGUCGAGGAAGCCCAGCGCGCCAUUCGCUCGGCCAGCACGGAGUCUCGCUGCGUGCCCAACGGUAUUGGUGUUGUCAAGCUUAUGGGCCGUAGCGCUGGUUUCAUUGCUGCACACGCCUCGCUUUCCAGUGGUGACGUGAACCUGUGUCUGAUCCCGGAGAUUCCGAUCGAGCUGGAAGGUCCCCGCAGCUGCCUGGACCACCUUGAGCGCGUUGUGGAGGAGCAGGGCCACGGUGUGGUCGUUGUCGCUGAGGGAGCCGGUGAGGAGCUGCUGGGAACGUCGGUGGAGGCCGAUGCCGGUGGUAACAAGAAGCUGCCGCCCAUUGGUGCCUUCAUGAAGGACCGCAUCCAGGAACACUUUGCUAAGAAAGGCAAGGAGUGCACCGUCAAGUACAUUGACCCCUCCUACAUGAUCCGUUCGGUGCCAGCCAACGCUGCAGACAGUCUGUACUGUAUGCUGCUGGGCCAGAACGCCGUGCACGGCGCAAUGGCAGGUUACACCGGCUUCACGGUCGGGCUCAGCGCCAACCGUGUCGUGUACUUUCCCAUUGAAGCCAUCACACGCAACUCACCACGCUGCAUGGACCCCUUCGGCCGCACAUGGGAGCGUGUGCUGUGCCUGACGCGCCAACCCAACACGGCCCACGAGGGCACCAUUAAGGGCGCCAAGUCCUCCGACUAAGUCACAAGCAAAGGCGAGUAGCGCCUGAACCGAAUGAAUGCAGGCGUCGUGCUUGCCAAUAUAUCGAACACCUUUGCGUGGUUAAAAUGAUCUUCAUGAUACUGUUCCUGUAUAUCGACGUAAGGGUGGAGCACAGUUAGCGCUGUAGUGGAUUAACAUACUUGUCUGACGCUAAUCAUCGAGUUGAGUUGCCAAGCCAUCGCCGAAGUUCGGCGACCGAACACGUCAUGCUUGUCAAAUGUAGCGCGUCAAACCAAUCAGGUCCCAGAAAAGUGAUCAUUUUUAUGGCUAGCGCUUUUUUCGGGAUACUUCGUGAGGUAGCUUAUCUCCGAUGAGGAAAAAUUGCUGUUUGAAAAAC
Messenger RNA from Phytophthora nicotianae INRA-310, 2521 nucleotides. RefSeq lists its product as hypothetical. Gene Ontology annotation, molecular function: 6-phosphofructokinase activity. Gene Ontology annotation, biological process: glycolytic process; fructose 6-phosphate metabolic process. Gene Ontology annotation, cellular component: cytoplasm. The transcript has a single exon. NCBI's taxonomy places the organism in Eukaryota, Oomycota, Peronosporomycetes, Peronosporales, Peronosporaceae. The record is from RefSeq and is a predicted model, not a curated record. The coding region runs from base 649 to 2163 and encodes 504 amino acids.